CCAUGUGGGCAGCGGCAGGGGGAGGGCCCUCUGUUUUAGGAGGUGGGGUACGGGUCCUCCUCUGGAGAGUCCCGCCAAGACCGCAAAAGGCGCUCAGUCUGAUGGACCGGCUGGUCCUAAAGUUCUGCAGCGGGUUCUGGUUCUGAAGUCCGCAGCAGGUCGGACAGGACAUGAUGGGGAUGGGGCUGUGCCUGGGAAUCGAACUUCCAGAGGACAGGGAGGCGAGGAUCCGCAGCGCCGGGAUAGACCGGGAGCUGCUGGAGUGCGCCAAGAGGGACAUGAAGGAGGUUCGAGUCCUGCUGCUGGGAGCGGCGGAGAGCGGGAAGAGCACUUUGGUCAAACAGAUGAAGAUUAUCCACAGCGGCGGAUUCAGCGGGCACGAGCUCCUCAGCUUCAAGCCAGCGGUUCUGGAUAACCUCCUGACUUCCAUGAAGUUUGUCCUCCAUGGGAUGGGUCUCCUCCACAUCAACCUGGCUAACAGCAGGAACAAGGUCCACGCCCGUUGUGUGCUGGCGUGUGGGCGGUGUUUUGAUGAAGAGCAGGUGCUGCUUCCGUUUGUGGGCCACGCCCUGUCCUGUCUGUGGGCGGAUCAGGGGGUGCGAGCGGCGGCGGCUCAGGGAUGCGAGUACGAGCUGAACGACUCUGCGCUGUAUUUCUUUGAGAACUUGAGUCGCAUCACGUCUCCAGACUACGUGCCCACAGAGGCAGACGUCCUGAGAGUGCGGCUGAGGACCACUGGGGUGAUCGAGACCCAGUUCAAAGUCAACCAUCUCAUCUUCAGGAUGUACGAUGUGGGGGGGCAGAGAACCGAGCGCCGGAAGUGGAUGGGCUGUUUCGAGGACGUCAGAGUGGUGCUGUUUGUGGUGUCUCUUAGUGGAUAUGACAUGACGCUGCUGGAAGACCCCCACACGAAUCGUCUUCAGGAGAGCAUGAAUCUCUUUUCCUCCAUCUGCAAUAGCCUGUUCUUCUGCAGCACAUCAAUGGUUUUAUUCAUGAACAAGAUCGACCUUUUUCAGGACAAGAUUUUACACUCGGGACGGCAUCUGCGCUUCUAUUGGCCACAGUUUAAAGGUGCAGACCGGGAUGUGGAUUCUGCCGCUCGCUUCAUCACUGCCAGAUUUCUCUCUCUCAACAAAACCCCCAGCAGGCUCAUCUACCACCACUUUACAACGGCAACGGAUACUUCCAGCAUCCAGGUGGUUUUUCAGGUGGUCAUGGACACGAUCAUCAAGGAGAACCUGCAGGCCAUGUCCCUGCUGUAGCCUUCAGAGGAAAUCAGUCUGAGUUUUCUCAGAGUUCAGGUGUUUUGGGUGGUAAAGCUGCUGUUUGUGGUCUUUGAACAAUAAAACUUGUGUUUUGGAAGCAGGAAA
Oryzias latipes (Japanese medaka) is the source of this 1370-nucleotide messenger RNA. It is a transcript of the gene gnav1, whose product is annotated as guanine nucleotide binding protein (G protein) alpha v1. Gene Ontology annotation, molecular function: G-protein beta/gamma-subunit complex binding; G protein-coupled receptor binding; GTPase activity. NCBI's taxonomy places the organism in Eukaryota, Metazoa, Chordata, Actinopteri, Beloniformes, Adrianichthyidae. Gene Ontology annotation, biological process: Rho protein signal transduction; adenylate cyclase-modulating G protein-coupled receptor signaling pathway. The record is from RefSeq and is a predicted model, not a curated record. Gene Ontology annotation, cellular component: cytoplasm; heterotrimeric G-protein complex.